Sesamum indicum (sesame) is the source of this 553-nucleotide messenger RNA. Its product is annotated as DNA-directed RNA polymerases II, IV and V subunit 12. Gene Ontology annotation, biological process: DNA-templated transcription. NCBI's taxonomy places the organism in Eukaryota, Viridiplantae, Streptophyta, Magnoliopsida, Lamiales, Pedaliaceae. The record is from RefSeq and is a predicted model, not a curated record. Gene Ontology annotation, molecular function: DNA binding; zinc ion binding. Gene Ontology annotation, cellular component: RNA polymerase I complex; RNA polymerase III complex; RNA polymerase II, core complex.
GAGCGCUGCAAUUAUCCCCAUUUUCGUACAAAAGAAAAGCCCCCGCUCUUUAGCGACAGAGUAUUGAGACGGCCUGAAGACCUAAAAUUUGCAGUGUUUGAUUGUCGGCCGCCGAAUAAGAAUGGAUUCUCAGCCUGAGCCAGUCAGCUACAUCUGUGGAGAUUGUGGCCAAGAGAACACUCUGAAGCCAGGGGAUGUGAUUCAGUGCCGUGAAUGCGGUUAUCGUAUUCUCUACAAGAAGCGUACACGGAGAAUUGUCCAAUAUGAAGCUCGUUAAAGCCACUUCACAGGUCCAUCUAGCAACAUGAAGCAGCUCUCCCUGUAAUAUAGCUACCAAAUUGUUCCAUACAUGCUGCUGAGAACUUAAUCUGUGAGCUUUAUGUUCUAGACUUAAAUCAUUUGGUUGCCUAUGUGAUUUCACUAGUCUAUGCCGGGAUCAUUGACAACCAGCAGUAGAUAUAUUACAAGUUCUCUUAUCAGUAAUCUACUUGCUUGUUGCUAUUUGCUUUCACUUGUCUUGAAUUACUUAAUGCAUGGGAAUUCGAUCGGUGCA